GUUACUGUAACCUCGACCGACUGGUUCGGCUGCACCAGGGCCACAACGCCGCUGCCGGCCGUCAAUACAGGACUGCUUUCUUUACGUGAGUAAACAAUGAGGAGUUGGCUUCUGUGUGUACUGGCGCUGGCGGUGGUGGUAUACUGUUCAGCCCAGCACUCCAACCGGUAUGACAACUUCAACGCAGACUCCAUUAUACAGAACGAGAGAAUCCUCCUUGCAUACUACAAAUGCGUUAUGGACAAGGGACCCUGUACCAAGGACGGGAAAAACUUUAAACGUGUGCUACCAGAAACAUUGACGACUGCGUGCUCUAGAUGUUCGCCUAAGCAGAAAUUGGUUGUUCGCAAAUUACUACUCGGCAUCAGAGUAAAAAGUGAACCACGCUUUCUCGAGUUACUAGACAAAUAUGACCCACAAAGAGUCAAUAGAGAAGGCCUCUACAGUUUCUUAGUCACUGGUGUCUAA
Molecule: messenger RNA, 468 nt
Organism: Diatraea saccharalis (sugarcane borer)
Lineage: Eukaryota; Metazoa; Arthropoda; Insecta; Lepidoptera; Crambidae
Source: the annotation of a GenBank genome assembly